Portunus trituberculatus (swimming crab) is the source of this 3917-nucleotide messenger RNA. RefSeq names its product dol-P-Man:Man(7)GlcNAc(2)-PP-Dol alpha-1,6-mannosyltransferase-like. The record is from RefSeq and is a predicted model, not a curated record. The transcript has 13 exons. Gene Ontology annotation, biological process: protein N-linked glycosylation. NCBI's taxonomy places the organism in Eukaryota, Metazoa, Arthropoda, Malacostraca, Decapoda, Portunidae. Gene Ontology annotation, cellular component: endoplasmic reticulum membrane. Gene Ontology annotation, molecular function: alpha-1,6-mannosyltransferase activity. Bases 621 to 2879 code for a protein of 752 amino acids.
CACAUGGCUGGCCAAGUGUGUCACCCUAGUAGAGGCCGAGGGGAGCCAUAGCCCCUUGAGAUUUCCUGUAGGGCCUCACUGUGCCUAGUGUAUCUCUUGGUUCAGUGUUGGAAUGUGUUUUUGAAUGAGGAGGGAGAACAUUGACAAGCAAUCUAUCUAUAUUGUAUACCAGGGUGGCCCAGAUAAGGCACUGCACACAAACACCAUCAUCGUUCACCCUCUUAGCCCCAUUGGCCAGUGGUGGAAAGGAAGAAUCUUGUGGACUGCCAUAGGAGAGAAACAUGAGCAAAAAAUCAGGUGUGAGGAGAGUUCAAGGUUUUACAGUGAGAAUAUUUUUUUGGAAAAUGAAGGAAGAGAUGAAGUGAAAAGCAGAAUGUAGAUGAAGAACAGACUGUGUGAAGGGUGAAGCAAAGACUGCCUUCCAAACCACACCAGGAAUCAGAACUGCUCUCUGUCUAGUUAUUGUGUUUUGAACUGUCUCCUUUGAAUGAGUAGAGAGGUGGUGUUUGUGACGGAAGGUAUUUUGCUUCAAUAAACAGUAAAACAUUCUGAGAAGAUAGAGUGUGAAAAGGGGCACUUCACUAUUUUCUAUACCAUCUCCCAGUGUGCACAAGAACACAAUGCUAGAUGUUGUCCUUAUAACUGUUUUGUACUUUUACACCAUUAAGAGGAACAACAAGGAUUAUGAGAUGGACUGGGUUGUGUUCUGUGUGGCUCUACUCCAUCUGGUGGUUGCUCCCUUCACUAAGGUCGAGGAGAGCUUUAACCUUCAGGCCUGCCAUGACCUGCUGUUCAAGGGUGUCCAUCUAGAGGAAUAUGACCACCUGGAAUUUCCUGGAGUGGUGCCCCGGACCUUUGUGGGGCCCAUUGUUGUGUCAACACUGGCCUACCCUGUGGUUGCUCUCUCUAGGCUGCUCGGAUUCUCAAAAUUCUUUGCCCAGUAUGUUGUGAGAGCAGUGCUGGGGCUGCUGGUGGUUCUGGCCUGGAGAAGGUUCCGCAAGCAGCUGGAGAAGCUCUUUGGCCCGUCUGUCACCAUCUGGUUCACUCUCAUCACUGCCUCACAGUUCCACUUCAUGUACUACCUGAGUCGCCCAUUGCCAAACACAUUUGCUCUCGUGUCUGCACUCCUUGCCUUUUCCUACUGGCUGGAGCAAAAACAUGCACACCUGAUAUGGACAUCUGCUGUUGCCGUGUUGAUAUUCCGAUCCGAACUCUGUCUUCUCCUGGGGACAAUGGUGCUGGCAGACUUGUCAACACAGAGACUGCAGCUCCUGCCGUUCAUGAAGAAUGCAAUCCCUGCUGGACUUUGUUGUCUAGGCACUACCAUCGCUGUGGACUCUCUCUUCUGGGGCCGUUUGCUGUGGCCAGAGGGGGAAGUGUUCUGGUUCAACACAUACAAGAACCAGAGUGGGAACUGGGGUAGCUCCCCCAUCUUGUGGUACUGGUACUCAGCACUGCCCCGGGCCAUGGCCUCCAGCCUCUUCCUUGUGCCCUUUGGUGUUGCCCUGGACAAACGCCUGCAGAUCCUCAUCACGCCCUGUAUCAUAUUUGUCUGCCUGUACUCCCUCCUGCCACACAAGGAACUUCGGUUCAUCAUGUACAUCUUCCCAAUUUUGAAUGCUGCUGCUGCCAAGGCCUGCCAUUUCUUCUGGAUGGGGCGAGAAAAGUCUGGGAGCCGGCAGCUGGUGGCGAUCGGGUGUGUGAUACACCUGGUGGUGAACUCGGCCUUCACCACACUGCUGCUCACCAUCUCGGCCAACAACUACCCCGGCGGCACGGCCAUGAUGAGGCUGCACAAGAUAGUGCCGUCAGACACUAAUGUGUACAUCCACAUUGACAACUUUGCUGCCCAGACUGGUGUGUCCCGCUUCACACAGCUCAACGACCACUGGAGAUACAACAAAACGGAGCAGCUCAAGGCGGGCAGUAGGGACAUGAGGUCCUUCUCACACCUACUGGUGGAGGCAAAGUCCAAGUACUCAUACAAUCUUAAGCACUACACAUCCUCCCAUGAAGUUAUGUCCUCAGUGGAGGCCUUCUCUCAUCUCAGCUUCAAUUACCAGCAGUUUCCACCAGUGAAGGUAAGAGUCAAGCCAGCACUCUUCAUCUUGAAAAACCUUGAGAAUGAAAAUGUGGACUGGUCAUGGAUGCACACCAGUCCAGAAGACCUUGAGGAACCUGAGGAGGAAAUGUUAUCAGAGAUGGCUUCAGCACAGCCUUCUGUGGAGGAAGAACCCAUACCAGACGAGCUGCUUCAGGCUGUGGAACCAGAAGAGCAGGAGCAGUAUCUCUUUACCAAAGCAACAGAACGAGAGAUACAGGAAAGUGAGACACCUUACAUGGAUGGCAGUGAGGACGGAGAGGAUGAAAUAGAACCAACUGUGACUGAGACACUGAGAGAAGCCGAAACUGAGGAUGAAUCAGAUGACAAAGAAUAUGAUAUCCCUACAGAACCAAAGCUUCCCGAGACUGGCUGCUUCAGGCCUGAGGGAGGAGGUGAGCCAAGCAUUCCAGGAGCUGAGGAAGACAAUCCUGAGGUGCCAGCAGAGUCUCAGAUGUUCCAAAGUAUUCAGAGUAUUGAAGAAGAGUUGCCUGCCGACCCAGAUGGGCUGAAAACAUUAAGUCAAGAAGAAAGACCCCUUGAAGACUCUCAAACUGUGGACCAAAGUGAGGAGGAGGAGGGAGGAGGAGGGAAGGAGACGAGUAACUUGAUGGACCGACUGCCGAUCUCCUCAUUAACUGUGUGCUCUGAUGACGAUGCUGGUGACAAGCACGACGUUUGGGCCGUGCCUCGGCAGAUACUAGACAAGAUCAAGACUGUUAUUUGGAACAUCACCUUAUUUUGUCUGAUAUGUUAUGCUGGCAUGUCAUUAUACUGACCUCACAUAGAAAACUGAACUUGAAACUUUCACAACCAUAAAACAACUUGUAUUACCUAAUGUUUCUGUUCAUGCUAUCAUCAUUUCAUGGGGAUUUUACACGUGACUAAAUCAAACUACUUCUUCAAUUGGUUCGGUGCUAAAGACUUGUGUUCCAUUAAAUAACACCAUCAAUACUAUGAAAUACUGACGAUAAUAAUGAGUCACCCUGUAUUAUCAUCUGUGGGAUCAAACAGUCAUGUAUGAGGUAUAGCUUCUGUAUUGUUAUAACACAACAGAAAAUGCAAAACAAUGUGAGAGAAUUCUGAACACAAGCAUAUAAGUUCAUAUAUACUUUGUCUUGGACUGGAGACACAGCAGCUGCCUUUUAGAAAGGAGAUGGAUACAAUCUCUUAAGUGAUCAUAUCUAGAACAGAGGAUACUCAGAUGUCAUGAGCCUUUCAAGUAAGAUGUUCCUCCUUCCCUCCAGCUUACACUGUGUCCUGAGAGUGAUGCAUUACUAGACUGGCAAUAAGCACCUGCUGGCAUUACAGUAUUGCUCCAAGAUAAACAACAUUCUUCAGGUUAUCAGUUCCUUUCAGGUCCUGUCACCAAAGAGGCCAGACUGUGUUGUGUCCUAGAUAUAGUGUUGACAGAGAUUUGCUUCCGCUGUGUUGCGACCUAGAUGGCACUGUGAUGUGUUAGGGAGGUGUCUGUAUUGAGCUGUAAUUCUUGUGGGUGUGAUGUAACAUGGUGUGCAAUAGUUGUGAUAAUAUAGGCUAGAUAUUUGCAAACAAGUACAAAUGUGUGCAAGUCAGUUUGGAAUUAUAAUGGUGAUCUUUUAUAUAAAGUUUUUUCAGUUUCUUAGAUCAAUUAUCUUACUGGUUCCAUCAACCUGUUGCAUGCAUUACUUGAUCAAAGAUUCCAUAGUUAUCCUUGUUCAGAAACACCACCAAACUGUCCCGGCAAAACUUAGUUAUAACUACUAUCAGAUAGAAACUAUGAGACAUGAGGCAUUAAGUACACCAGACUACCUACUAUAUUAAAACUGACAUUGCU